AUGUCUCACAAUAUUGAUCAACUCGCAAAAGACUGCGGUAAAUGUUUUGAACGCCUAGAAGAACAACUGGGAUACUCGACUAUCGCUUCUAUUAGCAAAUAUAAUAAAUAUGUCGGAUUCAAGAACUUGCAGAGUCGAUUCACUCGAUGGAAGAGAAAUGCUGGAGCAGAUUCACUUCAACAAGAUUUACAUAAUAACACACGUAUCAGGUCUCAAGUUAUUCGGCUCUUGAGCCAUAUUCGGAGACUACUUGAAGAUGCCCUCGCAAUCACCGUCGGAUCCCAGGUACCCUGGGAUCAGAUUGAAGAAGAAGAAGAGGAGGACUCUCAGUCAGAAGAAGAGGGGCAAUCAUGGGAAAUUUCUCCAGAAACGGAGAUUGAACAGAUUCUGGCGCAUAUAGCCGAUUCUAUCGACGAUCUCUCAUAUCUUGGUGCGGCAUUGAGAGACACAUUAACGAAUGACCGGAAUACGGAUGAGACAUCCCGAUUUGAGCCCUUCGAUGUUCAGUACGUUCUCUCGAAGUACCCUGUGACGGAUAAGGUCAUAGCAGAGCGUCUUGGGAACGCCAUCUCAGCCAGGCGACAACGUUUUCAGAAUCAACAAUCGACAGAGCAGAGCAGUCACCAUUCAAAAGGCUCACUGGCAGAUGAGCCAACAUUGGAGGCGCUCAUCAGUCAGCUUGAUCUAGAAGACUUGACCUACUGGGGAACUGAGCGUAAGGGACUCUUGGAUGAGAAUUCUUCUGAAACCUCAUCCGUAGCCUCUGAAGAUUUACAAGCUCCCAGAAUUCCUCCCUUGCCACAGAGAGCCACUGAUGAGAGGCCGAUUAGAUGCCCCUGUUGUCAACAGAUGAUAAGGGUAUUGUCAACGAAAGACUGGAAAAAACAUGUUUAUAGAGAUCUGCGCCCAUACAUCUGCUUGGAGCACGACUGUUCCGCGCCUCAUCAUCGCUAUGCUCGCCAAAAGGAUUGGAUACACCACGUUCUCGAGGAACAUUGGAGAAUCUAUGCUUAUCCUUUCGGAUGUAACCUGGGAUUCACCUCAAGAAAUGGAUGCAGAGAUCAUCUCUCGCAAAAGCACGUCGAUCAAAGGCACCUUUCUGAGAUUGAGGAUUUAGUACAGCUCAGUACCGUGGGCAAGACAGAGAUUCCUGAUAAGACAACAUGUCCUCUGUGUAAGAAGCUUUUACAGAACAUAGAAACAUAUCGAAACCACAUUGGCCAACAUCAGAAGCAGCUCGCACUCCUUGCCAUUUCCCUCGAUCCUACCAUGGCAGAAGAAGCGUCGUUACAGCCCAGUGCAGAAACCGAAAUAGAUGAGCAUUACAUCGCAUCCCAAGACACUGAAACCUCUGAGAACGAGGGCCCUGUUUCAACGGACAAAGGCAAGAAAGUGGCCUCGACACUAGAUGAUUCGGGGCUGGGCGAACAGUCAGACACAUCCAAAAGCAAAUCCGAGUCCUUUCCAGGAGGAAGGGAGGAUCGCUGGGGAGGGCGAAGAAAGUCGGAAGGGAAAAGCUUCCCAGACAGCAGCAGCAGUAACCCAGGACGCUCAAGACGCGGAUUGAGCUGCUGGCAGUGCUGUAACUGUGACUGUGGAUGGAUGCGCUUAGAUAUCAAUCCAAGUUGUCCUCUCUGCGGAGUACCGCGGUGCGGUAGCUGCAUCUAUUGCUAG
Molecule: messenger RNA, 1674 nt
Organism: Fusarium fujikuroi IMI 58289
Lineage: Eukaryota; Fungi; Ascomycota; Sordariomycetes; Hypocreales; Nectriaceae
Exons: 2
Coding region: 1-1674 (557 amino acids)
Source: RefSeq, a predicted model, not a curated record